GGUCGACUCCACAAUGUAGUUUUAUUUGUAGUUUUAAAAUUACAUAAUUUGACCCGGGGUAUCUGUUUAAAAAAGCAUUGGAAGUAACUGGGCAUCGUUAAUCGUCACUGUGCAUGCUGAGCGGAACGGAACUAGCCAGAAUAUUAGUGCUUUUUAGCGGGGGAACAUCUUGAAUUCGGAACCAAUCAUGGCGACUCUCGGUAGUCGUGGAAAUCGUCUUGACAAUUCCAAUAAACAAUGCAAGUCUGUUUUUGCAUCUCCAGAGAAAGUGCGUGAACUUCUCAACGAAGGUGUGGUGUCAGAAGAAAACCGAUCAAAUGGAGUGAAGGGGAACUUGAAGGCUGUGGAAUCAAACGACAUACCCAAAGUUCCUUUCGAAGCGACCAACAAAGAUGCUUUUUUCACCAGAGUGGAGUCAUAUUCCUGUUUGAAAUGGGCGGGGAAACCUCAAUGCCUUUCUCCACUGAGGUGUGCGAGCUAUGGCUGGAUCAACGUCGGUUGUGAUAUGCUUAAAUGCUCCAGUUGCCAAGCAUUUCUUUGUGCCUCGCUGCAACCAACACUUGACUUCUUGAAAUAUGAAUCACGUAUUGCAGAGGUAUCCAGGCAACUGCAGACACAGCAUGAAAAGUUUUGUCCUUGGCCAGACUUCCCAUGCCCAGACCGGUUCUGGCUGGUUCCGGCAAAUGAGCCCUCGGUUCUUCUCAGUGCCUUCCUGGAGCGUUUCCAGAGUGCUUGUAUCCUGGAACAGCAGCUGCCUGCCAUGAGCCCUGAGCAACUCAAAAACAUGUCUUUGACAGAGGAUAUCGUCAGUGUGCUUCUGCAGCUGAUCGAAGAGGAACAGAAGAAGCUUGGCAGAACGCCAACAUCUGAAACUUUGGCUGUCCAAGUCGCUGCCUGCAUCGUUUCUCUGUGUGGCUGGGCUGCUAGCCCGACUCUGCAUGCCAUGAGUCUCCCCAUGCUUGUGUGCUCCUACUGCAUGCGCAAAGUGGGCCUGUGGAACUUCCACCAGAUGGAGGGGUCAGCGGGUGGAGGCGACAGCUCCGUCCCUAGCACCCCCACCCGGGUGCAGUCCCCCACCCCGACCCAUGUCCAGGACACCCGUGGGGAUAGGGGGACUCCCACCUCACCCUCCCCAUCCUCCACCCCCAGCCGUAUGAAGCUGAGGAGUCAGGACUCGACUCGCUCUGAUCAGACAGAGGGUAGUCCAGCCCCCAUGGUGGUCCGCACACGGAGCAGAGAUUCCCCCAGUCCGAGUGAAGAGUUGCCAAGCCCGUUGGCCCGUGGAAAGAAGCCUUCUGCCCGAGGCAGAGGGCAGGGAGAGGGCCCUGGCAGCCCCCAACACCACCCAAAACGCCUGCGCCUUUCUUCAGCCGGUGGCCCUGAAGGGCCCCUGCAUAGGAAUAUAUUUGACCCACUGGCCCAGCACAGAGACUGGUGCCCCUGGGUGAACACAGGGAAGGAGAACACCAAGCCUGAGGACAUUACCCUCCUAGACGGAGACGCGGAGGAGAACCAGCCGGGCUGGAAGGCUGCUCUCAGCCUACUCCUGCCCAUGAAGAAGACGUCGGACGUCACAGGAAGAAGUCCAUCCCAGGGUCCUCACGACAAGUCAAAAAGGGUGUUCGCUAUAUUUCGUCAGUGGCAGAUAUCCUCCCCAUCUCAAUAAGGGGUUCUCUUCCCCUAGCUUCAACCCAGAGACAGAAUCGCAGGAAAAUGUUGAUUUAGUUCCUGGUGGUACGUGUCCAUGUAGCACUGACAAGUGUCACUUCAACGUUACGUCUCCCAUCUUUGUUUACCGUCUGAGGGAGGGUUGCAACUAAAGGAAAUUGUUUGUAUCGAAGCUCUAUUUAGGACACCCACCCAUGAACAGUGAAAUAAAUGUUGCCCUAUUGGGUUUGGAAGGCAAGAUACCUUCAUAGAUAAUGACAUGCACACAACAUGCAUGAAUAUGGAGGGGCAUUAUCAAGAGAAAGUGGGACAUGAAUUCCAACUGAUCUCAGGCCACUGUGUACUCUCCUGGAAGACUACUUAUCCCAUCUUGCAACACCCCUGACCGUGGUGGUUCUAUGGAAGGGAUGAGGAGUCUGAAAUAUCCUUGUGGGAAUGAGCCAAAUGGUUAAACUCUGGAAAAACAGUUGUGUUAUCUUCAGAUUGUGGAAAGGUCACAGAGAAAUGUGAGACUCUACUUAAAAUUAACCUAAAGCUGUGAAGAAGUUUUUUGUGUCUUUUUCAUUUGUAUCUAGGGAUUUAAAACCAAAUGUAUAUGAAUUUGUGUUGCAAAGCAAUUUUGCCGAAAUCCGUUUUUAAACUGCUUCCAGCAAACUGGUGCCAGUAAUGACAAACAAAAAGUUUUCAUGCUGUUUGCAUUUCUGAAGUGCUUCAGGUGGGAUAGUGUGGUUUCUUUUCAUUAUAGAUGUCCUGCUAGGUAGAACAAAUAAUGUGCCAUAGAAAUCUUAAGAAUGUUUUGGGAUUAACCCAAUUUGUUGUUCCAUUGGCCUUUCUAUGAACUCAUCGCCAAUGCAGUCCCUUCUACUGUGCAUGCGCUUUCACUCUUAAGGAUUUCCUAAGGGGUUUUAAUAAAAUUUUCUUUCUAUAGCAUUCUA
This is a messenger RNA of Osmerus eperlanus (European smelt), 2603 nucleotides long. RefSeq names its product zinc finger, C3HC-type containing 1 (gene zc3hc1). The transcript is spliced from 10 exons. Gene Ontology annotation, molecular function: zinc ion binding. The record is from RefSeq and is a predicted model, not a curated record. NCBI's taxonomy places the organism in Eukaryota, Metazoa, Chordata, Actinopteri, Osmeriformes, Osmeridae. Bases 188 to 1666 code for a protein of 492 amino acids. Gene Ontology annotation, cellular component: nucleus.